Moneuplotes crassus is the source of this 1284-nucleotide messenger RNA. The record is from the annotation of a GenBank genome assembly. NCBI's taxonomy places the organism in Eukaryota, Ciliophora, Spirotrichea, Euplotida, Euplotidae.
UUAGCCUGGAAUAAGAUUUUAUACUAAUUAAAAAUGGAAACAAUUGGGAGAAAGAGAAAGGCAAGUAAGGAAGAGACAGCAACGAAGUCGAAGAGACUUCAGAGCAUAGCUGAUAAGGAACAGGAGCAGGAGAACAAGGAAAUAGAAGAAGCUAAGGAUUUGAAGGAGUGGAAGACUGAUGGUACUGUGUUGUUUGGAGAUUUUGGAGCUAAGGGAAGUGAGAAGAUAGCAGGAUUUGACAUGGACUCUACACUGAUCAAUACGAAAUCAGGGGCUAUUUUUGCGAAGAAUUCGAGUGAUUGGGUCUGGUGGGAUGAGAAAGUUCCUAAGAAGUUAGCCAAAGCUCAUGAGGAUGGGUUUAAGAUUGUGAUUUUUAGUAAUCAGGCGGGGAUUGAAAUGGGCAAAGUUGACCCCAAGACACUUAAGGGGAAGUUUAUUCAGCUUCAUAAAAGUCUGAAGAUUCCAUUCCAAGCUAUUUGUGCUACUUCUAAGGAUGCCAACCGUAAGCCCAACACUGGGAUGUGGAAAUACUUUGUAGAUAAUUGCAAUGAUGGAGUUGAGCCUGAUAAAUCCCAAUCAUUUUACUGUGGAGAUGCUGCUGGAAGACCAAAGGGUAAGAACAGAAAGAAAGACUUCAGUGACGGAGACAGAAAGUUUGCAAUCAAUGUCGGAGUCGAGUUCUACACUCCUGAGAUGUACUUCCAAAAUAAGAAAGAGAAGUUACCUCCUCUUGCAUUUGACAUCAAGACUUUGAAAUCUUUGGAAGGAAAAUCUCCCACUGGAGAAGAAGAGAAAUAUGUCAGUGAAAAGCAAGAGAUGAUAGUUCUCGUCGGAUCUCCUGGAGCUGGAAAGUCAACUUUUUGGAACAACUAUCUCAAAGAUUACGUUAGAGUAAAUAAUGAUACACUCAAGACUAAGGAAAAGUGCAUGAAAGUAGCUAGACAAGCUUUGAAGGAGGGCAAGAGCUGUGUAAUUGAUAAUACAAACCCUGACCCUGCUACAAGAGCUAGAUACACUUCAAUAGCUGAAGAAUGAAAAGUUCCUUGUAGAGCUUUCUACUUUGACAUUGAGAAAAAUGUUUGUAUGCACAAUAACGAGCAAAGGAAAGUAAAUUCAAACAGGAACCAUUUAUCAAAGAAGGUUGGAAAUGUGAUUAUCCAUACCUUCUUUAAGAAGUGUGUGGUACCUACUACAAGCGAGGGUUUCACUGAAGUCAAAACCAUCAAAUUCAUCCCAGGACCAUUUGAGAACAAAUCUGAUGAGGAGACUUAUUACAACAGUUAG